UGACUGUGAGACAAAAACCUCCCCGAUCUCUCUUUCUCUCCCUUUAUCGCCGCUGCUGUUCGUGUAUCUUUGGGGAAGAUGACAGUAUUUUUCUUAUUACAAGGAUAAUAUGGAGAUUAUUCAACGAAAAUCUAACGAAAGGAGGUUUUUGUCUCACGGACAGACCCCAUAGUACGGGGUAUUUGUAAUUUACCCUUUUUUUUGUUGUUGUGAAGUACAAGGAUAAAAAUUUAUGCAUCACGAAUCUUCUGCUUCACUUUCAUUCUCUUUUAAGAGCUUGGUUCAGUUGCCGUUUAUCAGAAAAUCGGCGCCAGCUCAGGGUCAAAUUCUCGAAAUAUUUUCUUGGGUCAUGUGAGAGUGGUCGUUGGAGGAAACGUCAGUGUUCUUCAAUGGCGUUACUGUCUCGAGCUUUUGUUGUGCGUGGUUAAAACUAUUUUGAAACCCCAGUUCAUCCGAAACCACAUAACUAUUAUUCAAUGGCGUUACUCUCUCGAGCUUUUGUUGCGCAUGGUUAUAGGUCCACUUUGUUUAAUGGAAGAAAAAAUGUCACUCGAGAGUCAGAGACUCAUUUCGCUCAUGCUAAACCAAUCGUUUAUACGCCAAAUUUAUCUGCCUCGAAGCUCGCUUUGUAUAACUUAUCAUAUAAACGUUAUUACAGAAUUCGAAUUAGUCGUGCCACGACGGAGGUUUUCCAAGAUCGAAUUAUUGAAGACAAGGAAAAAGAGAAAAGUCGGAUUCUCAGGGUUGGUCUCAUUUGUGGAGGGCCGUCUGCAGAGCGUGGAAUUUCACUGAAUUCUGCAAGAUCAGUUCUUGAUCAUAUACAAGGGGAUGAUUUGCUUGUCAGUUGCUAUUACAUUGAUUGCAAUCUUAAUGCUUACGCAAUAUCCUUUGCACAGGUGUAUUCAAAUACUCCUGCAGAUUUUGACUUCAAACUUGAAAGUCUUGCCAAAGGAUUCCAGUCUUUAUCUGAGUUUGCAGAACACCUUGCUGCGACAGUGGAUAUAGUUUUCCCUGUUAUACAUGGCCGUUUUGGUGAAGAUGGUGGAAUCCAGGAGCUUUUGGAGAAAGCAAAUGUUCCAUUUGUUGGAACAGCAUCAAAUGAAUGUUGCCAAGCUUUUGACAAGUAUGAUGCCUCCCUGGAGCUCAACAGACAAGGAUUUGUUACCAUACCUAGUUUUCUUGUGCAGGGAAGUUGUCUGAAUAAAUCUGAAUUGUCAAACUGGUUUGAAAGCAAUCAAUUGGACUGUUGCUCAGGGAAAGUUGUGGUAAAACCAGCAAGGGCAGGGUCAAGCAUUGGUGUCACUGUUGCUUAUGGUGUUGAUGAUGCCCUUAAGAAAGCAAAUGAUAUUAUUUUAGAGGGGAUUGAUCAUAAAGUUCUUGUUGAAGUUUUUCUUGAAGGUGGAAGUGAAUUUACUGCCAUUGUCCUUGAUGUUGGUUUUGGUGUUGAUUGCCAUCCCGUGGUUCUCCUCCCAACAGAGGUGGAGCUUCAAUUCCAUGACAGUGCUAAUGUUAGAGAAAAUGAUGCAAUAUUCAACUACCGAAGGAAAUAUCUCCCAACACAACAGGUUGCUUAUCACACACCACCUCGUUUUCCUACUGAUGUAAUUGCAUGUAUACGAGAAGGAGCAUCUCUGUUAUUUCAACGACUUGGCCUGCGUGAUUUUGCUCGAAUUGAUGGUUGGUUUUUGCCUUCUUCAGUUCAAUUCUCUUCAUCUACUGAGAACCGUAAAAUGUUUGGAAGGACUAAAUCGGGUUCAAUAAUUUUUACAGAUAUCAAUUUGAUUAGUGGGAUGGAGCAAACCAGUUUUUUAUUUCAGCAGGCAUCAAAGGUUGGGUUUUCUCAUUCUAACAUCCUCCGGACUAUCAUUCAGCGUGCUUGCUCGCGGUUUCCCCAUCUUGCGUCAUGUUGUAACCUAAUAAAUACAUGGCCUAGAAGAUUGGAAUCCUCACAGCAUGGUGGAGCUUUACCCGAAAGGAAAGGUACUCAAAAAGUUUUUGUCAUUUUUGGAGGAGAAACUUCAGAGCGCCAAGUAUCUCUGAUGAGUGGAACAAAUGUUUGGCUCAACUUGCAAACUUUUGAUGAUCUUGAAGUUACUCCAUGUUUGCUGGCACCCACAAAUGAAUAUUUUUCUAACGUGGACCACAAUAAGGAGAAAAGUGGUUCCUCUAGAACAGUUUGGUCAUUACCUUAUUCUCUUGUGCUACGACAUACAACAGAGGAAGUUCUUGCUGCAUGUAUAGAGGCAAUUGAACCAGCUAGGGCUGCAUUAACAUCUAUCUUGCGGGAUCAAGUGAUGAUUGAUAUUAUGGAAGGUUUGAACAAGAACAAUUGGUUUAUGGGAUUUGAUAUAGCUAAUGAUCUGCCUCGGAAAAUUUCACUAGAGCAGUGGAUUAAGCUAGCCAAGGAUGUCCAAGCAACAGUGUUUAUUGCAGUUCAUGGAGGUAUUGGUGAGGAUGGCACACUUCAAUCUAUGCUGGAGGCAGAAGGCAUACCUUAUACAGGUCCUGGUGUAAUGGCCUCCAGAACUUGUAUGGACAAAGUUGCAACUUCUCUUUCUCUUGGACAUCUAGCAAGUUUUGGGAUUCUUACCAUACCUAAGGAUUUGUGGAACAAAGAGGAUCUUCUAAAUGCAUCUAUACAUGAAACGUGGCAUGGGUUGACCAUGAAGCUUCACUGCCAGACAUUAUGUGUGAAACCAGCUCAAGAUGGGUGCUCAACUGGAGUUGCUAGGUUAUGCUGUGCAGGAGACCUUGCAGUUUAUGCAAAUGCACUGAAGAAAUGCCUUAUACAGAUUCCAUCCAAUAGUUUGUCAAAGGCACAUGGAGUGAUUGAGAUGCCAAGUCCUCCUCCAGAGCUAUUAAUAUUUGAACCUUUUAUAGAGACCGAUGAGAUAAUUGUUUCAUCCAAAUCGACAAAUGGAAAUGCACAUCAUCUCAUAUGGGAAGGGCGUAGUAGGUGGGUUGAAGUGACUGUUGGUGUUAUGGGCAAACGUGGAGCUAUGCACUCAUUGACUCCUAGCAUUACUGUCAAAGAAACUGGAGACAUUUUAUCACUUGAGGAGAAAUUCCAGGGUGGAACUGGCAUCAAUCUGACUCCACCCCCCUUAUCAAUUAUUAGCAAAGAAGCCUUGGAAAGAUGUAAACAGCGCAUUGAAAUAAUAGCAAACACAUUGGGAUUAGAAGGAUUUUCACGUAUCGAUGCAUUUGUGAAUGCGGACACUGGGGAGGUUUUGGUCAUAGAGGUCAAUACAGUACCUGGGAUGACUCCUUCCACCGUGUUGAUUCAUCAGGCACUUGCAGAGCAACCACCGAUGUAUCCGCAGCAGUUUUUCCGUACGAUGCUUGAUUUGGCUUCAGGGAGAGUUAAUUAAAUGCUAAUAUACUAUAAACUACAUGAGUGAGCCCACACAGCCACCCAAAACAUGCUUUGGGGACUAUAACCAAAAAUUAAGAACCAUAACCAAUAAGAACGCUUCUAUAUAGAGAAAAUUUCCCCCCUCAAAUACAAAACUCAAUUGAUUAUAUGUGUAUACAAUAAAUUGAAUUUUGUAUACAACUGUAAACAUAUUUUUUGGACAGGUGUGAGCAGCGCUUAUUCAGUGUGCUCAUUGAGUGAGCCUAGCAAAUCCGUUCUCCUUCAGAA
Molecule: messenger RNA, 3643 nt
Organism: Nelumbo nucifera (sacred lotus)
Lineage: Eukaryota; Viridiplantae; Streptophyta; Magnoliopsida; Proteales; Nelumbonaceae
Product: D-alanine-D-alanine ligase family
Cellular component (GO): chloroplast
Molecular function (GO): D-alanine-D-alanine ligase activity; metal ion binding; ATP binding
Source: RefSeq, a predicted model, not a curated record